AGAGUCCUACCUUUUAAUUAUGGUUCCUUGAUCGUUUCUUCGAAUCUUUUACAGACCCAUUCCUUCCUACAUAUUUCGCUUUCACUUCCAUUUGGGCAUUAAUUUUCUUACGUUUUUCGAGUUUUUCCCACCUCUCGGACAAAACCCAUAAAAAAGAAACUCUCGUCUCUUUGCCCAGAAAUUGAUAGCUUAUGACCCACCAUGAAUUUCUGUGUUCAACUUGGUAACUCUUCGAAAAUUAUUGGUUGAUCGAAGAGCUUUCUGCCGUUGGAUGACCUAUAUUGGAAUUUCUUUGAACAAUGUCUGCUUAUGGGAAUGAAAUGGAGCGCCAGUUCUCUACUCAGAGCCAUUCUACUGGGGGAAGUUCUGGGAAUUCAGAUAUGGGAAGCCGCUAUAUCAUAGAGUCAGGAUUCUACAUGACACCUUUAACAGCAACGAUUUUCGUUGGUGCUCUAGCUACUGUUGGAGUGUUACUUAUCACUCUACUGGUCUCAUUGACUGUAAUGUUGCAAUAUUGUCAAAACAGAAGUGAAGGAGUUGUUGAGAUUCAGAGAUCAAGUGUUGAUUAUGACUAUUGCAAGGCUCUAUCUGUGCAUUUGGAGCUAAAUAGCUUGGAAACAGAUGGCAUACCUUCAUUUUGCAAAGAUUUUGCCAUUCAGUACAUUAGAACUGGUCAGUAUGAAAGAGAUUUGGAUUCUUCACUGCUGGUGGUCGAAAAUUAUUUCUGUAGUGCUGCCAAAGUAGACAACGGUCAAGAUAUCGUGCUGAUGGACAUAGAUGACCUUUUUUUCACAAAUGGUGAUUACAACGACGUGCUAAUCUCCAGUGAUUGUGUUGAUCAGGCGAAGAGACUGAAGCAAAACUUUCUUCUAAAAUUGUAUAAGAAACUCAGAUCUUGCAGAUGGCCUACGACCUUAAUAUCAAGAAAGUCAGAAGUUAAUAGGAACGCCACUAUUGAACAUCUUACUUCUGAAGGGUAUAAAGGUUGGCUACAGCUGAUUAUGAGAACGGAUGAUGAAAUGCAGAUCAAUCAUCCGGUAUACUUCAGUCGGCAACGAGCAGCAUUGCAGAGCGAGGGAUUUCACGUUGUAGGUGUGAUGAGCAGCCACAUGGAUGCCUUGUCAGCACCAUCUGUAGGAACUCGUAUUUAUAAGCUUCCGAACCCCAUGUACUCAAUAUCAAUCAUCAAAAAUGGAGGAAACACGCAAAGUUAGAUAGUGAUUUCCUCUGGAAAUUUGUUGCCAUGUGAGCCAUUCCAAGAUGUUGCACAAUACGAGUCAAUUUAGGCUUCUCUAAAGCUGGUUGAGAUUCACACAAGUUCUCUCAUCUAAACUAGUAAAAAAGAAGCACAUAUUGUUGGAGAAGUUGCUAUGUAUUAUCAUGUUCAUGCCAUUCAAUGGAGGCAGUUGCGAAUUUAAGCAGUCAUUUUCUGAUUAUUGUAUAUAGUUUGAUGGUCUUGUAAUGAGAGGGGCAUUGCAAGUAUAUUUCACUUGAUCCUACAUUCCUCGUCUUCAACGGCAUCGACACCAACAGCCAGACCCUAAGCAGCUGUACACAUUAUUUGUUAUAUUUUUUUCCUCUUCUCCAUGUUCAUACCAUUUUGUUUGUGGACCUGGAAAUUUGCAACAAUUUCUUUGAUUGACCUUUUAUGUUAUUCAAAUUGAAGGCCUGUUUGAAACC
This is a messenger RNA of Cucumis melo (muskmelon), 1680 nucleotides long. RefSeq lists its product as uncharacterized. NCBI's taxonomy places the organism in Eukaryota, Viridiplantae, Streptophyta, Magnoliopsida, Cucurbitales, Cucurbitaceae. The record is from RefSeq and is a predicted model, not a curated record. The transcript is spliced from 6 exons. Bases 300 to 1214 code for a protein of 304 amino acids.